Molecule: messenger RNA, 2754 nt
Organism: Porites lobata
Lineage: Eukaryota; Metazoa; Cnidaria; Anthozoa; Scleractinia; Poritidae
Source: the annotation of a GenBank genome assembly
AUGGCAGAAAGAAUACCACAAACUAUAGCUGAACAAAAAAAGCGUCUUACAAUAGCGCAAAUCAAUAAAAACACAGCGGAGGAAGCACGUGCCUACUACAAUCUAGCCGAAGCUUAUUACUUAGCUAGUGACUUCCAUCAACAAAUAGAGUACCUCAAGCAAUACCUGAGCAUUGCUGAGGAAGUCGGUGAUAGAGCAGGUGCAAGACGUGCCUAUCACAAGCUCGGCUGUGCUUAUGGAUUCCUGGGUGACUACCAACGAGGAAUAGAGUACCACAAUCAAGACCUCAGGAUUGCCAAGGAACUUGGUGACAGAGCAGGUGAAGGAUGUGCCUAUGGUAAUCUCGGCGAUACUUAUCGCCACCUUAAAGAAUUUCAACGAGCAAUAGAGUACAACAAUCAACACCUCAGCAUUGCCAAGGAAGUUGGCGACAGGACAUGUCAAGGCAAAGCCUAUGGCAGUCUCGGGCUUGCUUACCUCAGCCUUAAAGAAUUCCAUAGAGCAAUAGGGUACACCAAUAAAUUCCUCAGCAUUGCCAAGGAAGUUAGUGACAGGGCAUUGGAAGGCAAAGCCUAUGCCAUUCUCGGCGCUUCUUAUCUCAGCCUUAAAGAAUUCCAAAGAGCAAUAGAGUACACCAAUAACUGCCUCGUCAUUGUCAAGGAAGUUGGUGACAGGGCAUUGGAAGGCAAAGCCUAUGACAUUCUCGGCGAUAGUUAUCGCAGCCUUAAAGAAUUCCAAAAAGCAAUAGGUUACACCAAUAAAUGCCUCAUCAUUGCCACGGAAGUUGGUGACUGGGCAGGGGAAGGCAAAGCCUAUUUCGAUCUCGGCGUUACUUAUGUUAACCUUAAAGAAUUCCAAAGAGCAAUAGAGUACACCAAUAAAUGCCUCAUCACUGCUACGGAAGUUGGAAACAGGGAAAGGAAAGGGCAAUGCUAUCGCUUUCUCGGCUAUACUUAUCACCAUCUCGGCGAAGACCAACGAGCAAUAGAGUACACCAAUAAAUGCCUCAACAUUGCCAAGGAAGUUGGUAACAGGGCAUUGGAAGGCGACGCCUAUUCCGAUCUCGGCGCUAGUUAUCACAGCCUUGAGGAAUUGCAAAGAGCAAUGGAGUGCCACAAGAAACACCUGAGCAUUGCCGAGGAAGUCGGUGACAGAGAAGGAAAAGGAAGUGCCUAUUUACACAUCGGCCUCGUUCAUGACUCCCUCGGCGACGUGCCACGAGCAAUGGAGUACUACAAGCAAGGCCUGAGGAAUGCCGAGGAAAUCGGUGACAGUUUUGUACAAGGACAAGCCUAUUGUCGCCUCGGAAAUUGUUAUAGAAAACUCCACGACUUGAAGGAAGCAAUAGAGUGUUACAAGAAACACCUGAGCAUGGCCGAGGAAAUCGGUGAAAGGAUGUCAGAAGCAUGCGCACAUACAGAUCUGGGUCACUCUUUUUUACAAUCACAUUCUUUGAAUGAGGCUUUAAAACAUUUUAGAUGCGGUGUUAAAAUCUAUGACACUAUUAGAGCCAAUUCUAUCUCGGAAGAUCAAUUGAAAAUAAGUUUUCGCACGCUUCAUAGAUGUGCCUAUACUCAUUUAUGGCAAGUUUUAGUAAUGCUUGAAAGGAAUGAUGAUGCUUUAUACGCUGCUGAGAGGGGACGCGCACAGGCUUUGCUUGAUGCCUUAGAAGUAACUUAUGGCCUUACAUCACUUUCUCCCAGGUCAAUUGAAUCUGAAGAAGAAGUCAGAUAUAAUUCAAGGAAGACAACUGUUUUAACAGUUUUUCUUGCCCUGGAAGAGAAAACAGUCAAUAUCUGGGUGUUGGGAAAAGAGGGCAACCCCAUUUUUAGGCAAGCGAAGAUAGAAGAUUCCUUUACUCUCCUUUUAGACAGGGCUGGCGUCGGUAUUAGGUGCGAAAAUCGUUGCGAAUUACAGGCAUUAUAUGAUGCAGUUCUCGGUCCCAUUGAAGACUUGUUUCACGGUGAUGAACUAAUUGUAGUUCCUGAUGGCGCUUUGUCUAAAGCUCCUUGGGCAGCCCUGAGUGAAACUUUAAGGAUCCGGACUGUUCCCUCACUGACAAGUUUGAAAGUCAUCACAGAUUCUCCACGUGAAUAUCACAGUAAAAGUGGAGCCCUGCUUGUUGGAGAUCCAUGCUUGAAUAAAAUUACAGAUAAACUGGGGAACCCCAUUUAUGAUCCUCUGAAGUACGCAAGAAUGGAAGUUGAGAUGAUUGGAAAAAUUCUAGGGAGCCAACCUUUAACAGGUGAAGAUGCAACCAAAGAAGCGGUACUUCAGAGAAUCGCGUCAGUUGCUUUGGUGCACAUUGCAGCCCACAGAAGAAAGGAAAUUGGCGAAAUAUUUUUGGCUCCAGAUCCCCGAUGGGAAUCCAAGCCUUCUACAGAGGAGGACUGGAUUAUGAAAAUGUCUGAUAUACAAGCUGUUAGGCUGAGAGCGAGGCUUGUUGUGCUUAGUUACAGCCACAGUGGUCAAGGAGAGGUAUCGUCUGAGGGUGUGGUCGGUAUGGCACGUGCUUUCUUGUUUGCUGGUGCUCGUUCCGUGCUGGCGACACUCUGGGGAGUUGAUGACAAAGCCAAAAUGAUGUUUAUGAAGUCUUUCUACCAACAACUUGGAAGUGGAGAAAGUGCAAGUGUUGCUCUUCAGAGGGCCAUGAAAUGUCUUCGAGACUCCGUCGCUUUUUCCGCCCCGUGGUACUGGGCUCCAUUUGUUCUGAUUGGUGAUGAUGUUAAGAUUGAAUUGAAGAAAAAACAUUGA